Molecule: messenger RNA, 1140 nt
Organism: Amorphotheca resinae ATCC 22711
Lineage: Eukaryota; Fungi; Ascomycota; Leotiomycetes; Helotiales; Amorphothecaceae
Exons: 1
Coding region: 1-1140 (379 amino acids)
Cellular component (GO): methionyl glutamyl tRNA synthetase complex
Molecular function (GO): tRNA binding
Source: RefSeq, a predicted model, not a curated record
AUGGCUUCCUUCGACAACCUCAGCUACAGCCCCACCGAGCUCGCCGAGAUCAACCAAUGGCUCACGACCGCCGACCGAUUGCAAUCCCAAGCCGGCAACAGCAGCGAGCUGGAGCCGCUGCUCGACACGCUGGAUGCGCACCUGUCAUCGCGUACUACUCUGCUGGGCACCAAGCCGUCCCGCGCUGACGUCGCUCUGUACAAGGCGCUGGCGCCCAAGGUCGCUACUUGGACCCCCGAGCAGCGGACGGGCCAGCAAGGCCGCCCGCACAUCGUGCGCCUCCUGGAUUUUGUGCAGAACGCACCUCUGUUCGGCCUCUCGGUCAGCGAGGCUGAGAAGAUCAAGGUCGACCCCGAGGAGAUCCUGUACGUCAAGCCGCCGGUCGACGCGCGCGCUGAGAAGGAGCGAUUGAAGAAGGAGAAGGGCAAGGGCGAGAAGGAGAACGCCGCGCCCGCGGCGGCUGAGGGGGGAGCACCUGCACCAAAGGAGAAGAAGGAGAAGAAGGAGAAGGCGCCCAAGGCCCAGAAAGCCCCCGCGCCCACGGCCCCGCUGUCCCCGUCCCUGAUCGACCUCCGUGUCGGACACAUCCUGAAAGCUAUCAAGCACCCCGAAGCCGACUCCCUCUACGUCUCAACCAUUGCCAUGGGCGACAAGCCCGGCACUGACGACACAUCCGAGUACGAAGGCCAAGUGGUCCGCACCGUCUGCUCGGGUCUGAACGGGCUCGUGCCCCUAGAGGAGAUGCAAGGCCGCAAAGUAGUCGUCGUCUGCAACCUCAAGCCCGUCAAGAUGCGCGGCAUCAAAUCGUCCGCCAUGGUCCUCGCCGCGUCGCCCCGCCUCGCAGAAGGCGAGGAAGACCACCACGCGGGACCGGUCGAGCUGGUGACGCCUCCCGAGGGCGCGGCCGCCGGCGAGCGCGUCUUCUUCGAGGGUUGGAAGGGCGAGCCCGAGGGCGUGCUGAACCCGAAAAAGAAAGUGUGGGAGACGAUCCAGCCGGGCUUCACGACGACGGCGGGCCGCGAGGUCGCCUUUGACGCGGCGGUCGUCAAGGAGCUGGGUAAGGAGGGCGUAGGCCGGUUGGUUACGGAGAGCGGGGGUGUGUGUACGGUGAAGAGUCUGACGGGGGCUGUUGUUAGAUAG